Pocillopora verrucosa is the source of this 1076-nucleotide messenger RNA. RefSeq lists its product as uncharacterized. NCBI's taxonomy places the organism in Eukaryota, Metazoa, Cnidaria, Anthozoa, Scleractinia, Pocilloporidae. The record is from RefSeq and is a predicted model, not a curated record. Gene Ontology annotation, biological process: response to oxidative stress. Gene Ontology annotation, molecular function: glutathione peroxidase activity.
AUUCCCGCAAAAUGGAGGUCUGGCAGUUCGGCCUGAUUGUGUUGCUUGGCUUCGGAGUAGAUUUGAUUGAAUCUUCGGAUUUUUAUUCUUUAACUGUAGAAGAUUUAAAGGGAAAUGCCGUUCCAAUGAGUGUGUUUAAAGGAAAGGUGUUGUUGAUUGUGAAUGUUGCCAGUGAAUGCGGUUACACAGAUAAGCAUUACAAAGAGUUGGUUGAACUACAGACAAAGUUUGAUAGUCACGAUUUCAACAUCCUCGCAUUUCCAUGCAAUCAGUUUGGCCAACAGGAACCUCUGAGGAAUAGUGGUAUCGCCAGAUUUGUGAAGAACAAAUACAAUGUGAACUUUCCGGUGUUUUCAAAGAUCAAAGUUGUUGGUCCUGGGGCUCAUCCUUUGUACAAGUAUCUUUAUGCAAGUGCAAAAUAUGCUCCUCAGUGGAAUUUUGCCAAGUAUCUUGUGAGUAGGGCAGGCAAAGUGAUUCAGUUCUGGAGUCAACAUUAUUCACCUUUAGGUCUUGAGAAUUUUAUUGACAAGCACGUGAAUAUGGCAAUAACUGAUGAAUAUGAGGUCUAUAAUGUUUAUAAGGAACUAUGAUGUAACUUUAAGUUAACUCUUUAACUCUCAUGAGUGACCAACACAGAAUUUCUCCUUACAAUAUCAAUACAAUAUCAAGCAGAUAAGUGACUAGAAUGAAGGAAAAUAUUAACUAGGGGAUUAUUAGUUGAUCCAAUACCAAAUUCUCCAAAUUAACAGCACAAGAACUAUAUGGUAGACAGUAAGGAGAAUUGCUAGUGAGAUCUUGGGAGUUAGAGGGUUGAAAAAGAGGAAUUUGCUAAGUGAAGUUGCAGUUAAUCUGGUUUUACCACAUACAAAAAAAAUUAAAAAUAUAUUUUAUUUUUAUGUAAAAGAUUAUCAGCACUUUUUCUGAAAUUACUUUUCAAUCCCAUGAAGAAAUUUGUUAAUUAAUGUACUUGAAUAAAAAUUCUUUCAAGACAAAUUCAGUUUUUUAGAUAACAAAGUGCAAAAGAGAGGUCCAGCAAUUCAAACCAGGGAAGGGUAAUUCUGUGGAUUAGAAGUAUG